CUUGUGACACCAUGAAGGUCGGCAUGGUGUUGGUCCAGAUGACGACACCCGACGCUGACUCUCAGCCGUUCAUGCCUUCACUCAACCCAAGUUCUGACCGAGUCCUGGUCCCAGCUGGGCAAGAUAUUGGAUGCCAACCACCAUUAAAGCCCACUGAAGAAGAAGAAGAAUGAGACGAAUUUGUCAUUACAAAUCUUUACCGAUAUAUGAUAUAAUUUACUUAUUCUCUGUAAUAUCGUAUAGCUUUGGAAUCGUGACAUUAUCUAGUGUGGAGGAAAAUAUGCAGGUUUCUGGACUCAUACCCUGACUUUGAGAAGGGAUUGCGUGACCCAGCAUGACAAGGUGAACGUGAAUGUCCGACAGUCUGCUGGGUGAGCCGUUAUACGUUCCUCCAUUCAUUGCCGAAUGGGAUUCCUAGAUCCUCCUUUCUCUAAUAUCUCUGCCAUGAGCUCUUAAAUCGAGAUAGCUGUGUAUUUUGCUACUGCAUGGCCAGUAUGAACCGGAAUGUCUGAUGAAGAAACGCUGAAGGAAAUUUGGCUUCCCCAAUGGAUCCGGACAAAGCUAGCCCGUUCCCCUCCACCCUCCAGGAGUCCCCAGGUCAAACACCUCCUGGUACCGCUUUACUGCAGGGUCUGGUCGACUGCAGGAAAACACCGGGGCAGAGUGGAACUGAGAGAGGAGGAGGAGAAGAGAAGGAAGAUGGAGAUUUGAUUUCAUUAAGUGUUCAUGAUCAGAGCUGUUUGAAUGUGACUUACACCCAUCAGAGUAUCUGUUCCUUGAAGGGGUCAACAGUGGACGUUACUUGCACUUAUAGACAUCCCAGCUGGCAUAACGUCACAGAAGUAUCCUGGUUCAACAAAUGGGAGUCUGGAGUACUGCAGAUCUAAGCCAGGACCCAGAGUAUGCAGGUCGUUUGAAGUACCAUCCAACUACAGACAAAGACUCCACCCUGAGAAUCACAGACCUGAGAGAGAGAGUGACUUUGCUGAAUACAAGUUUAGAUUUACAACAACUGAGGUAAAAUGAGAUACAGCUUCCCUGGAAUAACUCUGAAUGUCACAGCCCUUUUCAGACUUGCAGGUGAAGGAGACUCCUGCCACAGAGGAAGGGAUGGUGACACUGACCUGUAGCACCACCUGUACGCUAACUGACAACUCCAACCCCACCUACAUCUGGUACAAGAACAGACAACGUCUCACCAACCCAAACACCCAAGAUAACUACCUCUCCCUAGACCAAAUCAGCAGUGAGGAUGCAGGCAGCUACUCGUGUGCUGUAAAAGGCUACGAGAAUCUCCGUUCUCCUGUUACAUUUGUUGGGGAACCAAAGUCUUUGAAGAAUCCAAUUGUAGGAAUCAUAGUUGUUGUUCUAAUUCUCAUAAUCUGUCUCCUUGGGUUCAUGUGGUUCAGAAGGCCUCCAUUAUCCACGUUUGACACACAAGACAGGAGAGACACAGUAGAGAAUGGACAGAGAGACUCUAAUCCAGUGUAUGACAACGUCUCAGGCAUGCCCAUGGCCCCUACUGCAGCACAGAGACCAAUCACAGACGAGCAGGAUGACGUUACCUACGCAAGCAUCCAACACAGAAACCAGGAAGUGCCUCUGUACUCCACCGUCCCACCCCCAGAAACAGGACCAGGAUUUCCAAUAUGCUACUGUGAAAUUCAACAGCCCCAGUGCUGCUCAAUAGACAUUGGGUUGGAUUCAAUCAAAUCAUGGAAACCAACCAGCGUCUGAGAUGGGGAGCGGGAGUAGACUUGACAGUAUCCCCCCCUCUCCAGCCACAGGACAACGCCGGCCAGAAGGAUGGCCCCGAGGGUGAGGAGCGGGCCGGUCCGGAACUGGGAUGAUGUUGUGAUCUUUAAUGUCGUCUACCGGAACCCAAACCGCUCCUCCGGACCGUACCCCUCACAGUCCACUAGUUACUGGAGCCAACCCCCAUGACGUCGGGAGUCCAGGAGGGAUCUGACUGCUUAGGCCGGGCUUCCCUCGACGUCCAGGGGAGGCAGAGGGGGACGGCAUCAGCCAGGAGACCAGGAACCACCGGCCUGAGGAGGGAAACGUGAAAAGAGGUUGAGAUACAGCAGUUAGUGGGGAGCUGUAAUCGGUAAGUAGCCUCAUUGAUCCCCCUUAGGACUUUGAAUGGCCCCACAAACCGGGGGCUCAGCUUCCGGCAGGGCAGGCGGAGCGGGAGGUUACCGGGCCGCCCCUCUGCUCUAGUGGACCCUGGGUUAGGGCGCACCAGACACCUCUGAAGCUGGUGCCCCUCCUGGCCGCAAUAGGAACAGAGCCCCAGCUGUCUCCGGCGACGCGGAGAGGUGUGUGGCCCCUACCUCCAUUGGUUCAAGCUCUGCCUCAGGACAGCCAAAGGAGGGAGGCGAGUGGCGACAUAAACUUCUAACCUCCCAGAGAAGAUUAUCCAGACAGAUGGCCAUCGAGAUGAGAGCAUCCAAGGAUAUGUUGUCAUCCCGACAUGCCAACUCCGUCUGGACCUUCUUGUGCAGACCACUAAGGAAUAGAGUGCAGAGAGCCGGCUCAUUCCAUCCGCUGGAGGCCGCCACAGUGUGGUGAGGGCGUACUCCGCAGCGGUCUGGGCACCCUGCCGGAGCUGGAAAAGUCACUCACCUCCCUCUCUACCCUCUGGAGGAUGGUCGAAGACCGCCCUGAACAGAUACAUUAACCUUGAAUACGAACCCGGCUCCUCCUCUCUCCCAGACGGCAGUAGCCCACUCCAACGCCCCUCCGGUCAGCAGGGAAAUGACUGUGGUAACCUUGGACCCCUCGGUGGUGUGGACUCCCAUCUGAUAGACGAAAUAGAGGGAGCACUGGAGUAGGACGCCACAGCAUUUCGAUGGAGUAGUGGCAUAUUUCUCCGGAAGGGACAGUCGGGCAUCGCUGACCUGGGUGGACGGCUGGGUAGUCUGGGGGGCUGGCUCACUGUGACAACCUGUGGUUGGAGGACCUCGGCGGUGGAGAACGCGGAGGACCUCCUCCAUGGCCGUACCCAGUCUUGCCAGCUGGUCGUGGUGUUGAUGGAGUAGAUGACCUUGUUCGUUAACUGUCUGGAAGAGGGUUGAAUCUUCUGCUGCUUCCAUAUUGGGAGGUGUUAUUCUGUAACGUAUACACCGGGAGUCAGAAAUCAGGUGCAGAAAGUGAGUGUUAAUACUGAACAGAUACAAAAGCACAAACAUGGGAAGUGUACUGAACGUGAGAGAAAAACCAAUAACACCUAAGGACUGAUGACAACAGGGGCUAAAUAAAGAGGAAGUAAUCAGGGAAGUGAUGAAGUCCAAGUGUGCCUAAUUAUGAGGCGCAGGUGUACGUAAUGAAGGUUGCCAGGUGUGCGUAAUGAUGGGUUGCCAGGACCGGUGGUUAGCAGACCGGCGACGUUGAGUGUCGGA
Coregonus clupeaformis (lake whitefish) is the source of this 3401-nucleotide messenger RNA. RefSeq lists its product as uncharacterized. NCBI's taxonomy places the organism in Eukaryota, Metazoa, Chordata, Actinopteri, Salmoniformes, Salmonidae. The record is from RefSeq and is a predicted model, not a curated record. The coding region runs from base 1054 to 1737 and encodes 227 amino acids. The transcript has 7 exons.